AACCAUAGACACUGUUGGUGACGAAUAAUUCUAACCUCAACCCAAUAUUUGCUUAAACGUGUUGUUAAAAUGAAAGUGAAAGUUUUAAGCAGAAAUCCUGACGAUUAUCUCCGUGAAACAAAACGAGACAUUCAUAAAACUCCUAGAAAUUAUGAUCCCAAUUUACAUCCGUUCGAGUCUGCCAGAGAAUAUGUUAGAGCUUUAAACGCUGUUAAACUAGAGCGAGUAUUUGCAAAACCAUUUGUAGGAAGCCUAGAUGGUCAUCGUGAUGGCAUUUCAUGUUUAAGUAAACACCCAAAGCAACUCUCAAUUCUUUUAAGCGGAUCGUACGACGGAGAAAUUCGAAUUUGGGAUGUGCCACAAAAAUUAUGUAUACGUAGUUUCGUGGCGCACGAUGGAAUUGUCAGGAGCAUUACUUACGAACCCAAGGGCAGAUGUUUCUUUACUUUGGGCGAUGACAAAACCAUUAAAACUUGGAACACGGCCGCACCGAGUUCACCCGAAGACGAGGAACCAAUUAAUACAAUCUUAAGUAAAACUGUUGUAACUGGAAUCAGCCAUCAUCAAAGUAAACCGAUAUUUGCAACGUGCGGAGAGAUUUGUCAAAUAUGGGAAGAGAGCCGUAGUGAACCAAUACACACAUAUAAAUGGGGCGUGGAUAGUUUACAUGACAUAGCUUUUAAUCCUAUAGAAUCGAAUUUAUUAGCAACGUGUGCAAGUAAUAGAAGCAUUAUUUUAUAUGAUACUCGUGAUACGGGACCUUUACGAAAGGUUAUCAUGAAGUUGCGUCCAAAUCGUUUGGUGUGGAAUCCAAUGGAGGCAUUUAUAUUUACAUGUGCGAAUGAGGAUUACAAUUUGUACAGUUUUGAUACCAGAUGGUUAAAAAAACCUGUGAACGUUCAUGUGGAUCAUGUUUCCGCCGUUAUUGAUCUGGACUAUUCCCCUACAGGAAAGGAAUUUGUAAGUGGCAGUUAUGACAAAUCGAUUAGAAUAUUUGAAGCUGGAAAGGGUCAUUCACGUGAAAUAUAUCACACAAAACGAAUGCAACGUUUAACUUGUGUCUUGUGGUCCCUCGACAACAAAUAUAUUCUUAGCGGAUCUGAUGAGAUGAACAUUCGAAUAUGGAAAGCGAGGGCGUCGGAAAAAUUAGGGACUUUAAAACCACGAGAAAGAACUGCACUACAAUACAGUGAAGUAUUAAAGGAGAAGUAUGCUACUCAUCCACAAAUACGUCGUAUUGCUCGUCACAGACAAGUACCUAAACAUAUAUACAAUGCUCAAAAUGAAUUGAGGACCAUUAAACAGAAGAUAAAGAGGAAGGAGGCAAAUCGUCGCACACACUCUAAAAAGGGAGAAGUACCCUUUGUACCAGAAAGAACAAAACAUAUCGUUAAGGAAGAUAUUUAAUUAUGAGUUGUAUGUUGUAUACAGUCAAAAUUGUAAUUAUAUACUAAGGAUCAGCUACUACCAUAUUUGGCUUAUUGUUUUACAAAUUUUAACAUUUUACUUACAUGGCAGUAGUAACAUGCAAAAAUAAAUUUUUUUAUUUUC
Messenger RNA from Photinus pyralis (common eastern firefly), 1551 nucleotides. RefSeq names its product DDB1- and CUL4-associated factor 13. Gene Ontology annotation, biological process: maturation of SSU-rRNA from tricistronic rRNA transcript (SSU-rRNA, 5.8S rRNA, LSU-rRNA). The record is from RefSeq and is a predicted model, not a curated record. Lineage: Eukaryota; Metazoa; Arthropoda; Insecta; Coleoptera; Lampyridae. The transcript has 4 exons. The coding region runs from base 70 to 1407 and encodes 445 amino acids. Gene Ontology annotation, molecular function: protein binding. Gene Ontology annotation, cellular component: nucleolus; small-subunit processome.